AGAGCACCAAUUAACAAUUAGAAGAUGAAAGCAUAUGCAAUUGCACUCAUUGUCUGUGGAUCUGUGGCAGCAGCUCUAGUUUUAAUUUUGUGUUGUUUUUACAAAAUUGGCCGAAAGAAAAAGAGUUCCCCCGUGACUCGGAAUGUGAUCGGUGUUUCUCCAGUUAUUCCUCGGCCGCCAAAGCCUUUACCAGCGAAUCGCGAUGUUGAAAAGGGCGAAAUUAAACCCAAGGACAAUACAACAAUGAGAGAUGGUGGAAUGGUUAUUCUAGGUGCUGCUGCUGCAACAGUUGUCACCGCCGCUGUUAUCGACAGUGCUUACAGUGGAGGAGGUGGUGGUGGUGGAGGUGGUGGAGGAUGUGGAGGGGGCUGUGGUGGUGGUGGCGGCUGUGGUGGAUGUGGAGGUUAA
Molecule: messenger RNA, 408 nt
Organism: Solanum verrucosum
Lineage: Eukaryota; Viridiplantae; Streptophyta; Magnoliopsida; Solanales; Solanaceae
Source: RefSeq, a predicted model, not a curated record